Myotis brandtii (Brandt's bat) is the source of this 2112-nucleotide messenger RNA. It is a transcript of the gene SUMF1, whose product is annotated as sulfatase modifying factor 1. Gene Ontology annotation, cellular component: endoplasmic reticulum. The record is from RefSeq and is a predicted model, not a curated record. Bases 393 to 1187 code for a protein of 264 amino acids. The transcript has 7 exons. NCBI's taxonomy places the organism in Eukaryota, Metazoa, Chordata, Mammalia, Chiroptera, Vespertilionidae.
AGACAUUUCCAUUCUCAUGGGAGGCCCGCAUUCAUUCCGUGGGUUUUUAAACACAUUUCAUCUGGCAUUUUUACAUUUGCUUUUAACAGUAAUUCACAAGAAACUGGAGGGUGCUGAAGGAUAAAUGCCCGCAUAUGUUGACGUGGAAUGCUCGCCAUGACCCUCCGCUCCAGUCAUUGGCAGGCUGGGACUGUAGCCAGACCCGCCUCCACAGCAGGCCCUCACGUUUACAUGUAGAGUUUUGACCAGAGAAACCCCUUUUCUAGAGAGCUUGCAUUUAUUGUGACUGGUCCUUCUGUUUCCUUGGUGUAUUGGACAGUGAUUUCCGCCCGUGGGGUUUGCUCAGUCCCGGGGGCUCACUGUGUGCCGGGCGCCUUCCCCCCUCCCUGCAGAUGGUCUCCAUCCCCGCCGGCGUGUUCACGAUGGGCACGGAUGACCCUCAGAUCAAGCAGGACGGGGAGGCGCCCGCCCGGAGAGUCACCGUGGAUGCCUUCUACAUGGACGCCUAUGAAGUCAGUAACGCCGACUUCGAGAGGUUCGUGAACGCCACCGGCUACCUGACCGAGGCUGAGAAGUUCGGCGACUCCUUCGUCUUCGAAGGCCUGCUGAGCGAGCAGGUGAAGGCCGGCAUCCAGCAGGCGGUGGCGGCUGCUCCCUGGUGGUUACCUGUGAAAGGCGCCAGCUGGCGACACCCAGAGGGGCCCGACUCGACUGUCCUGCACAGGCCGGACCACCCGGUCCUGCACGUCUCCUGGAACGACGCGGUGGCCUACUGCGCGUGGGCCGGGAAGCGCCUGCCCACGGAGGCCGAGUGGGAGUACAGCUGCCGCGGGGGCCUGCACGACAGACUCUUCCCCUGGGGCAACAAACUGCAGCCGAGGGGCCAGCACUAUGCCAACCUCUGGCAGGGCGAGUUUCCUGUGACCGACACCGGCGAGGACGGCUUCCGCGGCACCGCGCCCGUCGAUGCCUUUCCUCCCAACGGCUACGGCUUGUACAACAUCGUGGGGAACGCGUGGGAGUGGACGGCGGACUGGUGGGCCGUGCGCCAUUCUGCUGAGGAGGCACUUAACCCAUCCUAUUGCUACAGGUACCGCUGUGCGGCCCGAAGCCAGAACACCCCCGACAGCUCCGCCUCCAACCUAGGAUUCCGCUGCGCCGCCGACCACCUGCCCAUCACCAGCUGAGCCCAAGCAGAGCCGCCCCAGCCCAGGAGAAGGCGUGUCCAACCCACGCUCGGCCUCCCUGGGCAGGACGGGCCACCCGUGUACAGACACCCGGGGCGGGGCGGACCCGCCAUCUGCCAAAGGAACCGCCUGUGAGACCAAAUCACUGACCUGCACCAGCACGUGACCGGCGUGCUGAGAUCGGGACCAUUGCCAUGCUUCCCUUUGGGGGACUUUUAAAGAGGAGGGGGUGGAGGGAGCCCGGAGCGAGGCUUCGGGGGCUGUGCUCUCCCCAGGCGCUGUCUGGGGUUAGACCCCAGGUCCACGGUGACCGUCGGCCAGGGAUGGGGAGCGGGGGCCUCUGCGGCUCCCGGUUCUACAUGUCAGAGUAGUGAUUGCACAGGGGCGUCUGUGGCGGGUCAUUUCUGAGCUGUUCCCCACGUGUGACCUUUCGUGAUUCUAAUCAUGUGACAUCAGUCUCUGGGUUCUUCUCGGGGAGGGUGGGCGUGGCCCCGAGUCCGACCGUCACUUGCACUUUGUUUGUCAAGGACAAGAGUGUGGUUCACGCUGUUACGAUGACUCCCGUGGGCUGUGCCCGUGGGUUUAGGGUCAGCUUUCUGGACACACAGGACGUCCGCGGGUGACUCUACUGAGCUUUAUCUUUAACGUUAAGUGCCUUUGGUUCAGGGGGGCAGUCACAGCCCCAGCCCCCCUCCCCAAAGCCUUCUGAGGGUGUGGGUGUGGGUGUGGGUGUGGGUGUGUGCCAAACCAAGAAGCCUGCUGAACCCAGACGCAGGAGCGGCGGCGCGAGAGCGGGGGCUGCGUUCUGGGCCCCAAGUGUGUAAGGGAAGCAGGCCCGCCGGCGGUGGGGUAGAUGCCUGAACGCGCGCCACGUGGAAUAAACUGUCUGCCAAGUCCGCCUUCACGCUCACGGCUCCUCUCUGUU